This is a messenger RNA of Dermatophagoides farinae (American house dust mite), 1426 nucleotides long. The record is from RefSeq and is a predicted model, not a curated record. Lineage: Eukaryota; Metazoa; Arthropoda; Arachnida; Sarcoptiformes; Pyroglyphidae.
AAAAACGAUAAAAUUCUUUCAGAUUGAAAAAUGAAAUGAUUUAAAUAAAUUAAUAUAUCUUGAAGCCGCUAUAUCCUUGUUCAAUCGUCAAAACUUUCUUUGAUAUAAAUUCAAAUCAUUUUUGUUUCAAAUUCUUGAGACCGAUUUUAUUGAACGACCGUUUCAGCAUUCUGUUUGUUCUUUACAUAUAUAGUAUAGCAAUAAAUCAAUAUAAUAAUAAUAAUCUCAACACUUGAAGAACAUGAUUGCCGCUUCAAAUUUUGUUGCCAAUCAACCAAUGCACAACGGUACUACGAUGGUGAAUAAUAACAAUAAUAAUAAUAAUCUAUCUACAACAUCUUCAUCCACUACAACAACAACAACAUCACAUAUUGAUGAUGAUAAGAAUAUUAAUAAUGAUAAUAUUGAUGAUAAUAAUCUACAACAAAAUGAAGAAUCUGUUGAUAUAACCAUUAGUAAUGUUGUAACGAAUUUUAAUGUUCGUUGCCAUCUAAAUCUACGACAAUUAGCCACAAGAGGAUCGAAUGUUGUCUAUAGAAGAGAACGAUCGAUUGUUUUAAUGAAAUUAAGACAUCCAUUAAUAACGGCCAAUAUUUGGUCAUCGGGUAAGAUAACUUGUACAGGAGCGACUACAGAAGAAUCGGCAAAAUGUGCUUCAAGAAAAGUUGCACGAACUUUACAAAAAUUAGGUUAUCCAGUCAAAUUUCGUAAUUAUAGAAUUGUAAAUGUUCUUGGCGCUUGUCGUCUACCAUUUGGUAUUAAAAUUCAUGAAUUUAGUGAUUCACAUAGGCCUAUAGCAAGUUAUGAACCCGAAUUACAUCCGGGUGCAACAUAUCGUAUAAAAGAAUUGAAAGCUGUUUUGACUAUAUUUCAAACGGGAUCGAUUACGAUAACAGCACCAAGUAUCCCAAAUGUGCAAUUAGCCGUUGAAAAAAUCUAUCCAUUGGUAUAUGAAUAUCGAAAACCGAAACCAGUACAGCAUACUCAAUCAAAAUUACUUUAUUCAAAACAUAAUCAAACAUUAAAUCAUAAUCAUUGUCAACAACAACAACAACCACAAUCACAAAAUCAUCAUACUUAUAAUUCUUUCAAACACAAUAAUAAUUUAAUUGAUAAUGUUGAUGAUGAAGAAGAAGAUGUCGAUGCUGUCGUUUAUUGUCGAGAUGAAAUUAUACCGACCGAAAAUUACGAUGAUGAUAAUAAUUCUGAUUAAGUUUAAAUUCUUAAUUUCUUUUUUUUUCGAUUAUUUUUUUUUCUCUUUCCAUUUUUUUUCAAAUAUCAAUUAUAUAUUUGUCACAAAUUGUUCAUCUUGUCGAAUUACAUACAUACAUACAUACACUUUAUUUCAUCUAUUUCACUAAUACAUCACAUCAUCACGUUCUUCUUAUUUAUAAAUACAGCAAACAAAACAUCGGGUCUUCAAAAA